AUGACGCUUGACCGCAGCACGUCGUACCGACGCUUCAACGCCCCCCUCCCGACGCAGUCAACCGCCGCACCCUCCCCCCCUUCGCUAUCGGCCGACGCGCGCGCCCUCAUCCCAUCCGAGUACCGCCCGCCCUGCAGGGCCAACGAGCGCGUGCUGCGCUGGAAGCCUGCCGUCCCGUCGCCACGCCUCACUGAAUCCCUGCCCACUGACCUCGUGACCUCCGACGCGGAGUUCGAGAGGAUCCUAGACGUCUACGCAGGCUCCUGGCGGGAGUCCACAAAGAGCGUGUACGGCUCGGGCCUCCUCAUCUACCACCUGUUCUGCGACCGCGAGAAGGUGCCUGAAGAACGCCGGUGCCCCGCCUCCGCCAUUCUCCUCUCAAAGUUCAUCACUACCUGCGCCGGGUCGUACUCUGGAUCGUGCCUGGACAACUACGUCGCCGCCAUCGCCGCGUGGCACCGCCUCCACGGCUUCCCCUGGCUGCUACCCGCCGACCAGCAGGCCGGCAUCCUAGAAGGCGCCCGACGCCUCGCCCCCGAAAAGUCAACGCGCCCAAAACGCGCCCCUUUCACCGUCGACGAUAUCCUGCGCAUCCAUAGCGUCCUAGACCCCACGAACUCGUGCGACGCCGCCGUCUACGCGUGCCUCGUAGUGUCCUUCUACUGCGUAGCCCGGCUGGGCGAGUUCACGGUACCGUCCACCGACGCCUUCAAGGCCAACCCCCGGAGCUACAUAUCCCGCCGCGACGUUGCCGAAGUUGUCGACCGCAACGGACUCAAGGCCACCCGUUUUCACAUCCCGAAAACAAAGACCUCCCCCGUGGCCGGCGCCGAUACCCAGUGCGCGUCCCAGUCCGACGCCACCGAUCCCAUUACCGCCCUCAACAACCACCUGCGGGUCAACGCCGCCCCAACCGACGCCCACCUUUUCGCGUGGCACCACCCCAAACGAGGGAUCGUGGCCCUCUCCAAGUGGCAGUUCCUUCGCCGGCUGUCUGCGGCGGCGGACACACUACAGAUCCCACUGGCCAAGGGCCACGGCAUCCGCAUCGGAGGUACCCUCGAGUACCUCCUCCGGGGCGUGCCUUUUGAGGCGGUCAAAGCCAUGGGCAGAUGGGCGGGCGACUCAUUCACGGUGUACCUCCGGAAACACGCCGUCAUCCUUGCCCCGUACCUCCAGGACUCACCAGUCCUGGACCCAUUCACAAGGUACACGCUGCCGCCAGCCGCGUGA
This is a messenger RNA of Coniophora puteana RWD-64-598 SS2, 1233 nucleotides long. RefSeq lists its product as uncharacterized. The transcript has a single exon. NCBI's taxonomy places the organism in Eukaryota, Fungi, Basidiomycota, Agaricomycetes, Boletales, Coniophoraceae. Gene Ontology annotation, biological process: DNA recombination; DNA integration. Bases 1 to 1233 code for a protein of 410 amino acids. Gene Ontology annotation, molecular function: DNA binding. The record is from RefSeq and is a predicted model, not a curated record.